AUGUCCUCGUUUGAUAAGGCUUCCCUAGAGGCCGGGGCAAAUACAAAGCAUUUAAAAUCGGCCCAUGAUGUUGAUUUUGAAGACGAUGUACACAUUGAGAAAGUCGAAGGUGGGACAAACAUGGGGAAUAUCGCUACUAGCGUCGAUAAUAUCCCAAUUAGCUGGUAUGUCUGGAUGGUCGCUCUAACCGCCUCCAUGGCGGGUUUGUUAUUCGGAUAUGACACCGGUGUCAUAUCGGGAGCGACCGCAUACAUGGGCAGUGAUCUGAACAACAGACCAAUAACGAGCAACGAGAAAGAGCUCAUCACAUCACUUUGUUCUGGAGGAGCCUUUUUCGGGGCUAUCUUUGCCGGCAACACGGCAGACAGGUUUGGUCGCAAAAUGGCAAUCUAUAUAGGUUGCGCUUUAUUCAUCAUCGGUGCCGUCCUCCAAGCGGCAGCCUAUACCAUCGCCCAAAUGUCCAUUGGACGCGUUGUGAUUGGAUUCGGUGUUGGUUCAGCAGCCAUGGUCUUGCCGCUGUAUGUGGCGGAAAUUGCACCAGCAAAGUCGCGUGGAAAGCUUAUCGGAUUGAACAACAUGUCCAUCACCGGCGGUCAGGUUAUUUCGUAUGCAAUCGGCGCAGCAUUCGCCAGCGUCAAUCAUGGAUGGCGAUAUAUGGUUGGACUUGGUGCUGUGCCGGCCAUCAUCCUCGCCGUAUUGUUGCCCUUUUGUCCCGAGUCUCCUCGUCAUUUGAUCUAUAAAGGCCGUGAUGAGGAAGCCCGUGUGAUCUUAAAGAAGAUAUAUAAGGGAGCAAAUGAUCUGCAGAUCGAUGCUGUCCAAUCAUCAAUUCAAGUCGCUUGCGACCAAGCCCGUGAGAUCAACGAUGGUGGUACCGCGUUUAGCAAAAUCAAGCAGCUGCAUUGCGUCCCCAGCAACCUCCGUGCAUUGAUCAGUGCCUGCGGACUGAUGGUUAUCUCCCAGCUGUCCGGUUUCAAUGGCUUGAUGUAUUACAGUGGAACCAUCUUUGGUACGAUUGGAUUCAGUAACCCUAUGGCAGUUGGCCUGGUGGUUGCUGGUACCAACUUUAUCAUGACCUUUGUCAACAUGAUGGUGAUCGACACAAUGGGCCGCAGACGUCUUCUCCUCUCUACGACCUGGGGAAUGUCCGCCGGUAUGAUUGCGAUUGCGGUUGCCUUCAAAUGGAUCCCUUUCGACCUUGAAUCAGGAACCCUCGAAUCAAAUAGCGGAGUACCACCAGCUGCUAUCGCAGUGAUUGUUUUCAUCAUCUGGUUCGUCGUUUUCUACGGCGUGUCUGUCGGUAACACCGCAUGGAUGAGUACCGACUUCUUUCCCUUGGAGGUGCGUGCCAUGGGCACCAUGUGGCUCACAUGUUCCAACUGGGGCAGCAAUGUCAUAAUCUCCAGUUGUUUCCUUUCUAUGAUACAGUCUAUGACGCCGUCUGGUGCAUUCGGUUUCUUUGCGGGCAUUUGUGGCCUUGGUUGGAUUUGGUUGUAUUUCUUCUAUCCUGAGGUAUCAGGGCUUGUGCUUGAAGAAGUCCAGGAGGUAUUUGAGCAUGGAUUUGGAGUAAAGUAUGCUAACAAUUUGAGACGGGAGCGUAAGCAGAUCAUUGAGGAGAGGAUGAAAUCUCAAGAUAAGCCCAUUGCGAUGGGGCAUUGA
Molecule: messenger RNA, 1656 nt
Organism: Penicillium pulvis
Lineage: Eukaryota; Fungi; Ascomycota; Eurotiomycetes; Eurotiales; Aspergillaceae
Exons: 2
Coding region: 1-1656 (551 amino acids)
Biological process (GO): transmembrane transport
Cellular component (GO): membrane
Molecular function (GO): myo-inositol:proton symporter activity
Source: RefSeq, a predicted model, not a curated record